Babesia ovata is the source of this 2238-nucleotide messenger RNA. Its product is annotated as Extracellular matrix-binding ebh, putative. The record is from RefSeq and is a predicted model, not a curated record. Lineage: Eukaryota; Apicomplexa; Aconoidasida; Piroplasmida; Babesiidae. The transcript is spliced from 4 exons. The coding region runs from base 1 to 2238 and encodes 745 amino acids.
AUGGCGCCGAAGGCCUUGACGGACUGUCCAGAGAACCUUCGAGAGUCGAUCGACUGGCUCGUGCAGGUGAAGCACGGCGGUGGCAUCUCGAAGCUGUCCAGCGCUCUCGGUAAGUUGUUCGACCAUGUCGCUCAGGACGCUCAGAAAUCUCUGUCGUCUCCCUCCGAGUCAGAUGACCCGUCCGCCGGAGAUGUUAUCUCCAAGCUUCAAGGGUUUCGGAGCUCUCUUCCGCAAAACUCUGCGAAUACUAAUGAAAACAUUUUACAUAAUCUCUGUUCCUCCGUUGCAAAAUUUGUAGGCUAUAAGCCUCCCGGAACCUACGAUGGUUCCGGGAUUGUGUACGGCGACGCCUGCCGUCUGUGCGACGCCAUCAUAGAGUUUUUGCAUAGCGCGUUGAGUGAUGUCUAUGAAAACCAGCCGUACGUCGCUGGUAGAGCUGCGUUGAGUGGUGUGGUUGGUGAGCUUGGAAAAGCCAGGUGGCGUGGUCACCAUGGCUUCAAGACUGCCGUCCCCAAAGUGGCCGGAGGCCUCGGGGAGUAUAACAAAAAAGUCAAGGCUUCUAACGAAAAGGUCAGGAAGCCGAUUGACGACGUUAUCGCAUUUGUGAAAGAUGGUGGUGAGUUGUCUAGAGGCAUUAAUGAUUUGCAGGUGUCGGAUACAUCAACGCCUAGCCAAGAUGAGCAGACUGUGGAGGCCGCUGCGUCCUUGGUGGACCGGUGCAAAGAGGUUGCCAGGGACUUCUCCAAAAAGCUGGAGUCUGCUAAAACCGCCAUAGGUGACCUGAACCCGAAGCUGAGAUCAAAACUUGAGAACGCCAGGAAAAGCUUCUUCAAUCACGUGGGCUGGCUGAGCAAGUGGUCUCGCAAGGGUCAGAAGAAGAAGUUGGACGAGAUGAUUCAUAAAAUCAAGACAAGGCUUAGGAGGCUCGGAAAGGAAGUCAAGGAUAGAAUUAAACAAGAAGUGCACGCGCUUGUCGAAUUGUUGAAGGAGCGUGUUAGGAAGAUUAAAAGGAAGUUGGAAGACAUAAGUGAGAGCCUGGCGAAAUAUGUUCAGGAUCUGGUGAAGUGGAUGGAUGACGCAAAACUGUAUAUUAAUGAAGUAAAGAAGUAUGUUGACAAGAUAUUGGAGGAGAUUUAUGGAGACGAUAAAAAGAAGAUUGAUGAGGCCGCCGGGAAAAUUGAUAAGACACUUAGUGACAAAGUUACAGAGUUGACGAAGUGGAUUGAGGCUGCGGACGCCGCCGUUCAGGCGGCUAAGGUGAAGGCGGAACAGGUACAUGGGAGGUUGGAUCAUAGUGAUAAUAAUGGUCAUCCAAAGACUCCGAUUGGUCAGGGGGUUAAGCAGAUUAGGGACGCCAAGGAUAAAGUUAAGCAAGUUGAUCAAAAGCUUAGCCAGCACAUUAAUGAGCUGAAUCAGUGGAAAGAUGCGGCAAGCGGUGUGCUUACCACAGCGGUUGGGAAGGCAAAAGAGGUGCGUGACAAGUUGAACCCAGAUGCCAAGUCAACAGCCGCUGAGAAAAAGGCCAAGGAAGCCUACGACAAGUUGAAGGUUAAUAAGACACUGGAUGAGAAUGUUAAGAAAAUUGUGCAAGCUAAGGACAGAAUUAAUGAUGUUCAUGAGAAGCUGAAUAGUGUCCAUUCAAGUUUGGGAGAGUGGAAGGAUCAGGCCAGGGAUGUGCUUCAAGGGGCGAUUGGGAAGGCCAAUGAGGUGCGAAUAAUACUCUCGGCGAGAAUGUUAAGAGUCUGGAGCAGUGGAACUCUGCCGCCCAGGGUGUCAUUGGCAAGGCGGAGAGGAGAUAGUAAGAAAGCUAAGAUAGAAAACAGACCCGAAGGUAAGAUUUAUGUGCAAGCUCAAGAGUUACAGAAGAAAGGAAAAGAGCUUUUGGAGGCUGCCAGGACAGCCAAAAAGGCUGUUGAGUCUAAGGUCACUGCAGCCCUUAAGGCUGUUGUGGCCAUGGACACAUCCCUCAAGAGGGAUUUGAAGCAGGUGAAGGAGAAGAUUACAAAUGCAAUUAAAUUGUAUGUUGAGAAGCAAAUUAAUGAAUUGCCUGCGAAAGUGCAAGAGGAUUUGCAGCAGUUGAGGGGGAAUAUUGAGGGGCUUGCAAGUAAUGUCCUUGGUGAUCGCAGUGCAGAUGACCUUGUUAAAGAUGCUUUCACUCAGCUUGAUGCGGCCAAAAAUGCGCUUGCGCGUUACUCAUGUCGGCGCCGGUUCAGCUGCAACGCUGAUUCAGUGGCUUGA